Pestalotiopsis fici W106-1 is the source of this 987-nucleotide messenger RNA. RefSeq lists its product as uncharacterized. The coding region runs from base 1 to 987 and encodes 328 amino acids. Lineage: Eukaryota; Fungi; Ascomycota; Sordariomycetes; Amphisphaeriales; Sporocadaceae. The transcript is spliced from 2 exons. The record is from RefSeq and is a predicted model, not a curated record.
AUGGAACAAUCAGGAGAAAACAUUGAGCUCUCCGAAGCAAGCCCACGGUCUUCGAGCAGUGAAGCAUGGCAUGAUGCAAGAGACGCACAAGAAUCUCCCAUUGAGACGCGGGCAUUGAACGAUCAUUUACCGAAUCUCCAAAAGCUGUGGUGCCACAUGAUGAAAUGCAACAAGCCCGCAAUGUCUGCGGUCAGUAUUUUGACCAUAUGCGGUUUUCCCUUGCUCAUCUUGGGCACUUGGGCAGCCAUUGCAGCAAUUCGUGUUGCCCUCUGGACGCAGUGGAAAGAUAGUAUCGAGUGGUGCGAGAAGCACAACUGGAACUAUACGGGAUGUGAUUCUCUUGAAGGCAAUCCUUUGACAUUACCGAGCAGUCCGCCGACAACUAAACGAUUUGUCACGGCAUUGAGAAACGAAAAGGAGAGCUGUAACUUCUUGGGAGGCAUUGGCAUCGCAGCCAUGAGCGUCAUCGGAAGCACGCUUUAUCUACUCGUCGUCAUCGUGCUUGUCUUGGUUCGGGUUCCCUGUCAGGGCCGAAACGAUUCUAGCAACGUCAGAAUUCAGAAUUCUUCCGGUGUUCAGCAUGAUAAAACAAUAGAUGAAUCUGCUGCCAUGACAAGAAUCAAAUCUCUCGAGGAUGAGCUCGCAAGCUGGAGGGCCGAGGCCGUCAAGGCAAAAAUGGAGCAUGAUGAUCUGAGUAUUCAGCUUGAGAUCGCUGCCAUUAGCUUAUUCGGUGGCAAGGAGAAGAUGUAUGAGGAAGUGGCUGACAGAUUUCGGGACAGGCUGAGGGAGCUCGAAGCCGAGCUGCAAUACGAAAAAGCCAGAAAUGAUGUCCGAGAUCUCGUCGAGCAGACGAGCGUAUUUGUCGGCUCGAGAGCUGGUAACGAUCUAGAUUCCCACCGCGAUGGAAUCAGUAGAGAUCUGUCCGCCCACAACGAAGGAAUUCGGAAACGGCUUGUUGUAAUGAAGAGCAUGAAUAAUGUGCAAUAA